AUGUUCCAGAACACUUUCCAAAGUGGACUUCUGUCGAUCUUGUACAGUGUCGGCAGUAAACCUCUUCAAAUUUGGGAAGCACAGGUGAAAAAUGGCUACAUUAAGAGAAUCACAGACGCCGACAUUAACUCAUCGGUGUUGGAAAUUGCAGGGGUCAACAUCAGUACCACCUACAUCACGUGUCCUGCGGACCCCCAGAUGUCACUGGGUAUCCGACUACCAUUCAUGGUGAUGGUCAUCAAAAACCUUGAGCGGUAUUUCACCUUCGAAGUCCAGGUGAUUGAUGAUAAAAAUUUCCGCAGACGUUUUCGGGCCAGCACUUAUGUGAGCACGACAAGAGUGAACCCGUUCAACUGCACCAUGCCCUUGAACCUGAGCGACGGCUGGAACCACAUACAGUUUAACCUGGCGGACUUCACCAGGAAAACAUACGGCACUCAAUAUGUCGAGACACAGCGCGUGCAGAUCAACGCCAACUGUCGAAUCAGGAGGGUUUAUUUUUCGGACCAAAUGUACCCCGAGGAGGAGCUCCCACAAGAGUUUAAAAUUUAUCUGCCCAUCGAGCAUCAGCAGACCAGGAAGCAGACAGAACCUCAAACAGAAUCAGCCCCCCAAACAUGA
This is a messenger RNA of Solea senegalensis (Senegalese sole), 621 nucleotides long. Its product is annotated as cilia- and flagella-associated protein 20-like. Gene Ontology annotation, cellular component: ciliary basal body; motile cilium. The record is from RefSeq and is a predicted model, not a curated record. The transcript has a single exon. Lineage: Eukaryota; Metazoa; Chordata; Actinopteri; Pleuronectiformes; Soleidae. Gene Ontology annotation, biological process: positive regulation of cell motility; regulation of cilium beat frequency involved in ciliary motility; cilium assembly. Bases 1 to 621 code for a protein of 206 amino acids.